AGAAAGAGAGAUGAUCGCACCGAAUGCGAAUGCUCAUAACCGUAAGAUUCACACAUGCCUUUUGGGAUGGAGGAAGAGGCAGUCGAGGAUGUGGAUGUGGAUGUGGCUGUGGAUGAGGAACAAGAGAAAUACAUUUUGAAAAUUUAACGAUGCGCACAUUUUAUUACCGCAAUUAAUUACAAAAACAACGCGGCCAAAAAGAAAUCUUAGUCACUUUAUCUGCGAUGCCAGCAGGGAUGAUCCCACAGAAAAAAAGAAAGACAGAAUAGCAGAGAGAGAGAGAGUACUCUAGAGGGAACAAGAACAGAGGAAAGAGAGACAGAGCGAUCGUAGGGCAGCGAUAAGCCUUAUGAUAGAUGUGACUAGUAAAAUGCUACUACCAAAUGGUUCUGGAGAUUGCAGCGCUCUCGUAAUUGGAGGCGCGACAGUUUGUCUCAGCAGUCAAACUUGGUUAAUUGGAGAGCCAGAGCCCCAGAGAGAGAGAGACCCAGAGCGAGGCCUGGUUGGAAAACCUGUUUCUCGACCAAUUAAACGCCAGAGAGCCAGAGGCUGGCGGAGAGAGACAGAGCCUUGUGUUUAGACCUGGCCCAGAGACGUUGAGGUCUGCUGUUGGCGCUGAUCCCAAGACAUUUCGUGUUCCGACGCGCACCGCGACAGUUCCCACUCUGGAGCGACUUCCCAGUCCAGUAACCGGAGCGAUCCCGAAGUCUAUGAGCGAAUCUGUAGUGCGGAGCAGGAGAAUGGGUUUCAAGCACGCCAUGUUGCAGCGCAGUUACGAGAUGUCGCCCUCGCCAGCGCGCACUUCACCCACAAAUGCCAACAGCACCACCAGCAGCUCCACCAAUAGCACCACCAAUGAGUGUCCCCCAGCGGUGGCCCAGGCUCCGGCCCAAGUAACGGACUUUAGCAUCAGUCGGAUAUUGGGCAAGGAGAGGAGAUCAUCUCCGACAGAUGCCACAGCCAACAUUCUCGAUCUCUCCAAAAGUGGAAGCAUCAGCACCAGCCACAGCACCCAACCCCAAGGAGCCCCCCAAGUCCCGCCCACGAUUGCAGCCUCUCCUUCAUAUAUGGGCUACUCCAUGCUGCCUCCGGAUCUGGUGGCUAUGGCAAAUGCCACCAAAUUCUAUGCCCAGUUCUUUCCACAUUUGCUGCCCGCCUAUGCCGCUGCAGCGGCGGCUGCCGGUCUCAGCACUCCACCCACGUCACCCUACCAGCAACAGCAGCUGCAGCAGCACCAUCAUCAACAGCAGAAGCGAUACUUUGCACCCUAUGUGAUCAAUGGACAGGCCCCACAGCAGCAGCAACAUCCCAAUCUAAUCCGUCCAAAAGCCACAGCCACCGCCUGCACACGUCCGGACUGUCUCGAAUGCCUGGACUACUACCAAAAGCUACAGGCAGGCUACAAGUCCACGCCUCUGAUAUCGCCCGCUGCCUCGUCCGUGAGCAGUUCGAGUAGCUCCGCCAUGCGACCAGUUAGGGAUCUGGUCAACAGCACCAGCAUCUCGCUGACCACCGUCACCAAUUUCAGUAUGAACACGGCCCAAACAGCCGCCGGACUGAUGCCAAAGAUGGAUGGACUACUGCCCAAUGCCGUCGGCAUGGGAAGCAAUAUCAGCUCCAGCCGCAGCAGCUCAAUCAAUCCCAUCAAUCCAUAUAAUCCCACUGCCGCCGAGGAGAUCAGUUAUAAGUGCAGGAUAUGCGAGAAGGUCUUUGGAUGCUCCGAGACUCUACAGGCGCACGAGAAGACACACAAAUCGCCACGUUACGAGUGCUCCGAUUGCGGCAAGGGAUUCUCCCAGCUGCGGAAUUACAAGUACCACCUGUCCGUACAUCGCGGCACCAAGGAGUUUGCGGCCGAGUGCCCCGAAUGUGGCAAGACCUUCAACGACAAGGGCUACCUCAGCAGUCACAUGAAGAUCCAUCGGAAUCGGAAGGAGUACGAGUGCCCCUACUGCCCCAAGUCGUUCAACCAGCGUGUCGCCUUCAAUAUGCAUGUACGCAUCCAUACGGGCGUCAAGCCGCACAAGUGUUCCGAAUGUGGCAAGCGUUUCUCUCGGAAGAUGCUCCUCAAGCAGCACAUGCGCACCCACAGCGGCGAGAAGCCCUAUCAGUGUUCUGUUUGCGGCAAGUCCUUUGCUGAUCGCAGCAACAUGACCCUGCACCAUCGUCUACACUCCGGAAUCAAGCCAUUCAGCUGUCCGCUCUGCCCCAAGGCUUUCACGAAGAAACAUCACCUGAAGACGCAUCUCAACUACCACACGGGCUGCAAGCCCUACGUCUGUCUGCAUCCCAACUGCAAUCAGGCCUUCACACAGUCCAGCAAUAUGCGCACCCAUGCCAAGAAGUGUCAGUAUCGACCAUUGGACUCUACGCCCUCGUCAUAUCCAGUGCCCGGAAAGGCUCAGCCCCAGGGGCAGAUGCAGAUGCAGGUUCCCACCAGCCUGGCUCUGGCCAUGGCGUCAGCUCCAACGUUUGCCAUGCCACCACCGCCGCCACCAGCACAGCAAUCCCUGCUAAGCAAUCUAAGAACAUACUGAGCCGAUUAGUAGGAGAAGGAGCAGGAUGU
This is a messenger RNA of Drosophila pseudoobscura, 2566 nucleotides long. Its product is annotated as gastrula zinc finger protein XlCGF53.1. Gene Ontology annotation, molecular function: DNA-binding transcription factor activity, RNA polymerase II-specific; RNA polymerase II cis-regulatory region sequence-specific DNA binding. Gene Ontology annotation, biological process: regulation of transcription by RNA polymerase II. The coding region runs from base 711 to 2537 and encodes 608 amino acids. Gene Ontology annotation, cellular component: PcG protein complex; transcription regulator complex; chromatin. The transcript has 2 exons. The record is from RefSeq and is a predicted model, not a curated record. NCBI's taxonomy places the organism in Eukaryota, Metazoa, Arthropoda, Insecta, Diptera, Drosophilidae.